Molecule: messenger RNA, 1305 nt
Organism: Closterium sp. Naga37s-1
Lineage: Eukaryota; Viridiplantae; Streptophyta; Zygnematophyceae; Desmidiales; Closteriaceae
Source: the annotation of a GenBank genome assembly
AUGGCGUCUCUAGGCGCAUGCGGGAUCCGAUUCGCGCGGCGCUUUGUGGUUUUCACGCUGGUUCUGGCGUCGCUCGCAUGUAUCGGUCAAGCCAGCGAGAAUCUGGUCAUUGUCAGGGCAGAUCGUAAGAUCGACCUUCAGACCCAUCUUGUCCGCAACUCCGCGACCCUCAAGGUGGAGAACGCGGGGUCAACGCCUGUCUCCUCGGUCACCCUCGCCGUGCUCGUCCCGCCGCCCGGCCGCCUCGCGUUCGCCACAGCCGUGCUCCUCCAGGGCAAGGCCAAGAGCCGCACCUUCCAGGAACUUCCCCUCACUUCCACCACCCCGGAAUCCGCGGUAAAAAACGCGGUUUACUUUAAAGCCCAGCUGCCCUCGCCUCUAGAGCCCGGGAAAACCGCGCAGAUAGAGUGCUACUUUGUGGUGAUUAACGCUCUCACGCCCCACCCGGCGGAAAUCACUCAGGCGGACCCGCAGCUGGUUCUUUUCCAGGACUCGCACUACUUCACCUCUCCGUACCCCGUCCGAUCGCAGAGCACCGUUCUCCGCCUCCCCAGCCACCAGAUCGAGUCGUUCACGCCGCUGGAACCUUCCAAGAAGGCGGACUCGGAGAUUAAGCUGGGGCCGUAUGAGGGGGUGGAGGCUGGGGCUGUGUCGGCGCUUUUGGUGCAUUAUGAGAACAACCGGCCGUUCCCGCUGUUUGAGCGCGCGGAGAGGGAGUACGAGAUCUCGCACUGGGGGAAUGUGUAUGUGACGGAGGACUACCAUCUCGUGCACUCGGGGGCCAAGCACACCGGCAUGUUCUCCCGUCUGGACUACCAGCACCGCCCCAUGGCCAUCGGCGUCUCGUCUCUGCGUGGGCUCAUGGCAGUGCUGCCAGAGAGGGCUCACACGGUGUAUUACAGGGAUGAGAUUGGAAAUAUCUCCACCUCGCACCUCCGAUACCCGCCCCGAAAGGCCGAGCUGGAGAUCGAGCCUCGGUACCCGCUCCUGGGCGGGUGGUCCGUGACGUUCCGAGUGGGGUACAGCGUGCCUCUGGGCGACCUUGUUUCCAUCAGCACUGACGGCACUCGCAUGCUCAACGCCACCCUCGGCAGCCCCUUUGCUGACGUGCCCGUCAAGCAUCUGACCGUCAAGGUGGUGCUCCCGGAGGGUUCAUAUGGCAUUUCUGCGGAUGUGCCCUUCCCAGUGGGCAAGAGCACUGAGACCAAGUACUCGUACCUGGACACGGUGGGGCGCCCGGUGGUGGUGCUGGAUAAGAGGGAUGUGGUUCCGGAGCAGGGAAUCAUGCACUUCCAGGUGGGUUGA